Microtus oregoni (creeping vole) is the source of this 729-nucleotide messenger RNA. It is a transcript of the gene Hoxc8, whose product is annotated as homeobox C8. Lineage: Eukaryota; Metazoa; Chordata; Mammalia; Rodentia; Cricetidae. The transcript has 2 exons. Gene Ontology annotation, cellular component: nucleus. The record is from RefSeq and is a predicted model, not a curated record. Gene Ontology annotation, molecular function: RNA polymerase II transcription regulatory region sequence-specific DNA binding; DNA-binding transcription factor activity, RNA polymerase II-specific. Bases 1 to 729 code for a protein of 242 amino acids. Gene Ontology annotation, biological process: regulation of transcription by RNA polymerase II.
AUGAGCUCCUACUUCGUCAACCCCCUGUUCUCCAAAUACAAAGGCGGCGAGUCCCUGGAACCGGCCUAUUACGACUGCCGGUUCCCUCAGAGCGUGGGCAGGAGCCAUGCGCUGGUGUACGGGCCCGGAGGCUCGGCGCCCGGCUUCCAGCAUGCCUCGCACCAUGUCCAAGACUUCUUCCACCACGGCACCUCCGGCAUCUCCAACUCGGGCUACCAGCAGAACCCGUGCUCGUUGAGCUGCCACGGAGACGCCUCCAAAUUCUAUGGCUACGAGGCGCUCCCCAGACAGUCCCUUUAUGGGGCUCAGCAAGAGGCGAGCGUGGUGCAAUAUCCCGACUGUAAAUCCUCCGCCAACACUAACAGUAGCGAAGGACAAGGCCACUUAAAUCAGAACUCGUCUCCCAGCCUCAUGUUUCCAUGGAUGAGACCCCACGCUCCUGGGCGGCGCAGUGGACGACAAACUUACAGCCGGUACCAGACCUUGGAACUAGAGAAGGAGUUUCUCUUUAAUCCUUAUUUGACACGAAAGCGCCGGAUUGAAGUCUCUCACGCCCUGGGACUGACCGAAAGACAAGUGAAGAUAUGGUUCCAGAAUCGAAGGAUGAAGUGGAAAAAGGAGAACAACAAGGACAAAUUGCCUGGGGCCCGAGAUGAGGAGAAGGUGGAAGAAGAAGGGAAUGAGGAAGAGGAGAAAGAAGAAGAGGAAAAGGAAGAAAAUAAGGACUAG